Cajanus cajan (pigeon pea) is the source of this 1591-nucleotide messenger RNA. RefSeq names its product Exostosin family protein. NCBI's taxonomy places the organism in Eukaryota, Viridiplantae, Streptophyta, Magnoliopsida, Fabales, Fabaceae. The record is from RefSeq and is a predicted model, not a curated record. Gene Ontology annotation, molecular function: glycosyltransferase activity.
GCCAGCAUCUUCCAAGCUGUCCCUAGCUACUUUCUUUCUUGACCUACGACUUCCGUGUCCUUGUUAAUGAACUUCUCACCUGCUUAAGACUAAUACCAAUCAGUGUUCAUCUGAAAACAACAACCACUUCUCCAUGUUGUUCCGAAAGCCAUCACCAACUCCCCCACUACACUCUCUACCCUCCACAACAAGCUUCUCAAAAACCAAAGACCCCCACAACAACAACAACAAAUUAAGGUACACCCUCUUCUCAUGCCUCAUCCUUGCUUCAUGGAUCCUCUUUCUUCAUCACCACACUCGGAUCCCACCUUCCACUGACACAUGCCACGGAUCAGGACCCUUGUUCUACAUCCACACACUUCCCUCGCGCUUCAACCUAGGGCUCCUCCAACGUUGCCACAAGCUAAACGUGUACACCAACAUGUGCCCCCAUGUCGCUAACAACGGCCUAGGCCAACCCCUUUCCACCCCUUCGUGGUACGCCACGCACCAAUUCAUAGCGGAAAUGAUCGUCCACGCACGCCUCCAGAAUCACCCGUGUCGCACGUGGGACCCCCACGCCGCGCUUUUGUUCUACGUCCCCUUCUACGGCGGCCUCCACGCUUCCACCAUGUUCCGCGAACCCAACCACACGCUUCGCGAUUCCUUGGCCGUUGAUUUGGUUCACUUUCUACAAAGUCAACCCUCGUGGAAGAGGAACAAUGGUAAGGACCAUUUCGUUGCCCUGGGGAGAACCGCAUGGGAUUUCAUGCGAGCCGAAGAUGGAGCAGACUUCGGAGCGAACAUCUUCCUGAAGCUGCCACCUGUCCGAAACAUGUCGGUGCUAACAGUGGAGCGACAACCUUGGAAAGGCGCGAACCAAUUCGGCAUCCCCUACCCCUCCUACUUCCACCCCAAAACCCUAGCGGAGAUGCUGACGUGGCAGAACAGCAUGCGGCAGCGCGCGCGGCCCCACCUCUUCUCCUUCGUGGGCGGAACGCGGAAGGGCCUGGAGAAGGCCAAGGUCCGCGACGACAUCGUGAGGCAGUGCGGCGACUCCAAACGCUGCGUUUUGGUGCGGUGCGCGAGCGGCGGCGACAGCAGGUGCCACGACCCGAUGAAGGUUUUGGAGGUGAUGAGUUCAUCCAAGUUCUGCCUUCAGGCGGCGGGGGACUCGUUCACGCGGAGGUCAUCGUUUGACUCGGUGGUGGCGGGGUGCGUGCCGGUGUUCUUCUCGGAGCACACGGCGUACACGCAGUACGCGUGGUAUCUUCCGGCGGAGAGGGGUUCGUAUUCGGUGUUGAUCGAGGAGAGAGAGGUGGUGGAGGGGAAGAGGAGCAUCGAGGAGAUUCUGAUGAGUGUUUCGGAGGAAGAGGUUGAGAGGAUGCGCGAGGUCGUCAUUGGGUUGAUCCCCACCCUCACCUACGCCCACCCCAACGCCACUAACCUUGGCUUUCCGGACGUUGUAGAUGUUGCGCUGCAACAACUCUCGCGCCGAGUCAAAGAGGAACAACUCAUAUCAAUAUCAUAGUUUAAAUAAUUGGACCCCGAUUAAAUCGAUUAGAAUAUUAUAUUAGUAGUUAAAUAUUGAAUUGGUAGGUUAUUAAUUCAA